This is a messenger RNA of Cyprinus carpio (common carp), 1529 nucleotides long. RefSeq names its product cysteine and tyrosine-rich protein 1-like. NCBI's taxonomy places the organism in Eukaryota, Metazoa, Chordata, Actinopteri, Cypriniformes, Cyprinidae. The record is from RefSeq and is a predicted model, not a curated record.
GGGGGAGGGGAUCGAGGCGAAGAAAAGAAAACAGCGAGAGGAGCGCAAGGAAGAAGUUAAAGACAAAGAGGGAGGACUCAAAUGAGAAGCUGUGAUGAGAGAGGAGUCGUGGAACACGUGGAGCCUUAUGGAUAAAAGAGUGCGUUUAUUUUAACGCUUGAGACGCGGAACGCUUGACAUUCAGAACAACAUAAGCACAGUUUAUAAAAAGAUUUAAGACAUGGCAGAAUUACCGAGCAACUGUGCAAAGAUUAAAUAACAUGUCAAAGUUGGUUAGACGCGUUUUCCAGGGUUUUUCAACAGAAAUGUACAGGAACAUCAUGGAAAAUCCGAGGACGCCGAGUUCACAGAAGAGUUGGAAGUUCUUGCGGGACUCUCUGCUGCUUUGCUUCUUUGCCGGCCGUGGAGACGCUCAGUGUGAUAGCUGUAUUGAGUAUUGCUGUGAUGGGGUUCCUCCGUUCUGCUGCUCUUACUAUGCGUAUGUGGGAGACGUGCUCUCGGGAACGGCGAUCUCAGGGAUCGUGUUUGGAGUGGUGUUUCUGAUGGGCGCGGUGGCCGCCAUCUUUCUGUGCAUCUGUAUGUGUGUGAAGAACAGCCGCGGGGCGAGAGUGGGCGUCUUCGGCUCGUCGUACAUCAACACCGUGACUCAGGGUUACCCAGGCCCUCCUCCUCCUUACAGCUAUGAUUGUGAGAUGUAUCCUCCUGAUCUACGGCCGCCUCCAUACACUCCCACUCCACCCAGAGCCACAAACUACUCUCCACCUCCACCCUAUCCAGGCUACAGCCACAAAUGAGCCUCCGUGUGUGUGUUAUUCUGAGGGGACACACAAAAUAAUGCACAAAAAUAAAAAAUGCCUGCACAAAUGCCACACUGGCGCUCCGUCAGUAAAGCAGGGAUUUGUAUUCACUUAACCAGCGCAAAGAUGAUUCUUACCCAAGGAUUGGAGUAUUUUUAUUUAUGACAUGGACAUUUAUGGUCUCAGAAACCUAAUGAACACUAAUAAACCUUAUUAGGCAACAUGAGACCAGGACAGGCCUGAAAACUCCACAAUGUAAAUGUUUUCUUGUGAUGCGGUUUGUUGAAGAUCAGUGUUAUUUCUUUAAUUGUCAAAUGGAAAUACAGUGAAAUGAACUGUUAAUAUGGGAGUAAACGUCAUGUCUUUUUUUUUUUUUUUGUUUACACCCUCAGAUUCCAGAUUUUCAAAUAUUGUCUCAUCCUAACAAACCAUCAUACAUCAAUGGAAAGCUGAUUUAUUCAGCUUUCAGAUGAUGUAUAAAUAUCAAUUUUAAAAAAAAUUACCCUUAUGACUGGUUUUGUGGUGUCUUGAUUAAUUUUUAUCAGCUGAGGAAAUAAUAUGGUAAAUGUAUUUAUUCAUAGAAAUUUGAAAGAGCAGGUUGUAUUUGUAGUUGGCUACUGUUACGAAAAACACACCAGGUGUAGUUAACUGUGUGCCGAUUGUGUCCGAACAGCAAAACAUUAAUGCAAUUUAUGUCUGUUUUUACUUUUCAUAAUAAAACUGAAGCCUGCA